Heterostelium album PN500 is the source of this 963-nucleotide messenger RNA. RefSeq lists its product as uncharacterized. The transcript has 3 exons. The record is from RefSeq and is a predicted model, not a curated record. The coding region runs from base 1 to 963 and encodes 320 amino acids. Lineage: Eukaryota; Evosea; Eumycetozoa; Acytosteliales; Acytosteliaceae.
AUGAAUACUCUUAUUUUUAUCUUAUUUGCAACUUUAUCUUUUCAAUUUUGUCAUUCUCAAUGGCCUGACCAAACGAAUACAGGAUAUAUUCAUGCGCCAGGAUAUCCAGGAUCGUUGACUACAUGUACUACUCCAAUACCUAGCAAUAGUAUGGUUAAAUAUUGUAACUUUCCAGAUGGCUACUAUGUUGGAAGUGGCUCAAACUAUCCCAGGAAUAUAACUUUUAUUGGCUGUAGAUUUGCAUCCAAUGCUUUAGAUGAUGCAAAUGUUGCAGUUUUUGGUUACAAUAUAACUUUUAAUUAUUGUACUUUUGAACCAAUUUUUAAUAUUACAAAUCCAUCCUACACUCAAGGAUAUCAAUAUGGAAUUGACCAAAGAAAGUUUGCUGGAGGUUUAUUUAUAAAUUACUGUAAUAUCUGGGGAUUUGGAAAUGGAUUACAAUUAGGUUUUUCAAAUAAAACAAAUCCAAUUAUAGUUACCAAUAGUUGGAUUCAUAACCCACGUGCAGAUGGAGGAAUAGAUCAUACAGAUGGUAUUCUUGAGAAUUAUGGUGGUGUAAGUUAUAUGACCUUUGACCAUAAUACAAUUGUUGGAGUUGGUAAUACUCAAGCUUUAGGACUUCAAGGAGCAGAUGAUCCAUAUGACCAUAUCACUGUAACUAACAACCUAUUUAGUGGAUAUGGAUAUGUGGUGAGCUUUGGUCAUAAAAUGAGUACCAAUAUUAUUUUUACUGGUAAUGUAUGGUCGAGCCAAUUUGAACCAAUUCACGGACCAAUGUAUGAUUCUACAUUGUUUGAAACUGCUGGUCUAAACAACCUUUGGAAAAACAAUACUCUCAAAGUGUAUCCAGGAACAACUUGGAUGAAUUUUGGAAACAAUGGAAAAUAUUGGUGGGCUACAGAUGGCAUGGUUUCAAAUCCCAAUCAGAUCAUUGGCCAUAAUAUAGAUUAUAUCAAUCCUUAA